Carassius carassius (crucian carp) is the source of this 6359-nucleotide messenger RNA. RefSeq names its product disks large-associated protein 2-like. Gene Ontology annotation, cellular component: postsynaptic specialization; glutamatergic synapse. The coding region runs from base 401 to 5533 and encodes 1710 amino acids. The transcript has 17 exons. Gene Ontology annotation, molecular function: molecular adaptor activity. The record is from RefSeq and is a predicted model, not a curated record. NCBI's taxonomy places the organism in Eukaryota, Metazoa, Chordata, Actinopteri, Cypriniformes, Cyprinidae. Gene Ontology annotation, biological process: signaling.
UGUGCUGCAGUAGAGAGCCCUUCGCUCAGCCAACUGCUACUUCUCUGUGGAGGACAUUGCAUCCUCCGUGCCUUUUUUUUUGUUUUUCUUUGCUCACAUUUUUUUAAAUCAUGCUUGGAGUGCCUGAAUGAAAGCGGACAGAUUGAGGGGGAAAGGACGAGACUAUGUGUGUGACAGAAGAGCAAAGCAUGCUGCAGUGAGUCAAACAGAAAAGAGUGAGAGCUCUCCACACCCAUGACCGUGUGCCUGUUUGUGAUCGAGUUAGACACAGCCAAACGGACUCGUUCAUCACCUGACAGAGUCGCAGUGCACAUUGUGUGGUGAGACCAAAGGUCUUCUUCAAUCAAGAUGGACUUGGGGAUCAUUAUGGUGUGUGCUGACCUGAGCUAAAGAUCUCCUUAUGGAUCAGCUAGAUUCAUGGUCUCCACCGCCAUACUUCGAUGAAGACAGUUACCUCCCCCUUCCCAGGAAUAUGAAAGGUUUAUCAAGCAGUCGUCCUCAGCUCACCUUCACAUCAGGUCACAUCUGUGGGCUGCCAGACUGCGAUCAGUCCCUUGACCACUUGCAGCAUGUCGGCCCUGAUUCCCGCACUCCUUACCUGCUCAGUCCAACCGAGAGCUACCCUCUGGAUCCACACCGCUGCUCGCCCCGCAGCUCCAUCCACUCGGAUUGCAUGGUGAUACCAGUUUCUAUGGCAUCUGACCACGUUUCCAGCAGCACCUUUCCCAGAAUGCACUACAGUUCACACCACGACGGCUCAAGAGACGAAGGCUCCACUUCUCAUGGCGGCGGUGGCGGAGGCGGAGGUGGCAGUGGAGGGAUCGGAGUUGGAGGUGGGGGAAGUGGGUCUGGGAAGAUGAAUCGUAUUCCUGCGAACCUCCUGGACCAGUUCGAGAAGCAGUUGCCGAUUCAUAGAGAUGGUUUUCACACGCUGCAGUACCAGCGCACGUCCGCAACCACCACAAGCAGUGAACAGCGCAACGAGAGUCCCGGGCGUAUCCGCCACCUGGUGCACUCCGUCCAGAAGCUCUUCACCAAAUCCCACUCACUCGAGGGAUCAUCCAAGAUGAACGGCACCAAGGGAGACUCUCGCUCAGACAGCGGACACCACCACCACCAUCACGGACAUCACCAUGGGAACCACAAACACAGCAAACGGAGUAAGAGCAAGGAACGCAAGUCAGACUCCAAGCAACGCUCAGGGAUAGCAGGCUGGUGGAGUUCUGAUGACAACCUGGACAGUGACAGCACCUACCGGACUCCCAGCAUCAUGAGCCGCCACCACGGAGAUCAUAUCACUCACUGUUACCCGGACACAGGCCAUGGCCACUUUGGUGACCUUUCACUCAAGACCUCCAAGAGCAACAACGAUGUGAAAUGUUCGGCAUGCGAUAACAUCUCUAUGGCCCCUGAGGGCAAAUUUAUGAAGCGCAGCUCCUGGUCGACGCUGACUGUCAGCCAGGCUAAAGAAGCCUACCGCAAAUCUUCCCUCAACCUGGAGAAACCAACCAUGCCUCAAGAUCUGAAGUCCUCCAUGAGGCCUUGUAAUUAUUUGCAGGUCCCUCAAGAUGAAUGGGGAGGGAGAGAUGAGGAGAUCCCAUGCAGAAGGAUGCGGAGCAGCAGUUAUGUUAAAGCCAUGGGUGAUCAGGACAGCGGAGACUCCGAUGGCAGUCCUAAAAACUCCCCACAGAAAAGUGUGCGACCCAAUGCUCUUGUCAGAGCCGUGCUGCAGAGACAACUUUCAGAUCAGAGCUCAUAUCGUUUGGACAAGUCAAGCCGAGAUGUGGUCAAAUACCUCACCAAUAUCACUGCAGAUUUAAGUCAAAGCUACCAUCUUCAUACCUCUAGGGAAAUCCAUCCCAGCAUUACACUGGAACCGUCUCCCAACUACAGCUCCCCGAAGUUCCGCUCCAGGAACCAGAGCUACAUGAGAGCGGUCAGCACCCUGAGUCAGGCCAGCUGCGUCAGCCAGGUCAGCCAGAUGAGUGAGACUGAGGUUAAUGGGCAGUUUGAGUCGGUGUGUGAAUCUGUUUUCAGCGAGGUGGAGUCUCAGGCCAUGGAUGCUUUGGACCUGCCGGGCUGCUUCAGGACACGCAGCCACAGUUACGUACGAGCCAUCCAGGCCGGAUUCUCACAGGACGAUGACUGCGUCCCCUCCAUGACAUCAUCCACUGUCACCUCCACCAUCAGGUCCACCACAGAGGGAAAUGAUGUGCUGGAGGGCAUUGGUUUUCUUAAUGAGGACAAUUUACCCAUCGAGGGGCCAGACUUUACCUACAUGGCCCGUGGGAAUACGGGGCUCCAUGGGAGAGGAGUUGAAUCCAGCAGCCUUUAUGGUAAUAGCUCACCUACGACGACUCCCCCAUUACCCCCGCUGAAAACCAGCGCACCCAUCAGGCCACGACCUGUUCAGUCAAGUGUCCAGGAGACAGCGGAUCUGGCCCUGGUCAUCAGCCAUCAGUGGAGGGAGGAUGUGUCAGCCAUGCGUAAAGAGUUAGCCGAGCUCAGGAAAGAUCUGUGCACUGAGCUCAGAGCUUUCAACAGGAACUUUUCCACCUUUACGCAACAUUACAGCACCUGGUCACCGAGAUGGGUAAGGGAAACCCAGACAACUGCUCCUCAAGUGUCCGUCAGCACCCAGGCAGGAAGCAAGACCCUGGUGCGACAGAACACAGCAGACGCAGCGGUUAACUGCCCCUCACCGGUUGAUCCCAAUGUUUUAUCCAUGUCUCCUUCAGAACAUGCAGAUAAAAAUGUCCUGCAAGUCUCUACCUCUUUAACAUUUUUUCAAACUGACCCCAACUCUGAAUUUGUAGACAUUGAUGAUCCUACUUUUGCAAAUCUUACCCCUCCAGAUCCUAUUGAUGUGGCGUCGCUUUGUUGGCCUGAUCUAGAUUCAGACUCCAUGACUCCUCCAGAUCCCCCAGAACCAGUGCCAGAGGUAGAACCGUAUUGCUUUACGAAGUCAUCCACUCCUGGGCAUGUGGAAUCAGUUGUUUUAGACUUCACAAAUGUAGAACUAGUGAACUUGGCCAGUUUGCAUUGGCCUAAACUGGAUCCGGAUGAUACUGGUACUCUACCCCAAGAAUUUCUUGAUCAUCCCUCUCAAGAAUCUCCAGAACAACCUGGUACAAAUACACCAGACCAUGGUAGCAUGACUACACAGGAACAGUCGGUUCUAGAAUCCAUGCAGACGUUUUUGCUGAGUCAUCCAGAUGAAGAACCUAUGGACUUCACUUCACUAGAAAUGGACUCCUUUGCCUUGAGUCCAGUGACCCCAGAUUCUAUGAAUCUUCAAGACUUAAAAUGGCCAAGUUUAGAAUCUCUUGAGCUCAAUGUUUCUGGCUCUCAAAGCCCCUCUCCUAUAGAUCUAGCCCUGCCAAACCCUCCGACACCAGAAACUGUCUAUGAGUGUUCCUGUGAAGCCACAGUACAAGAACCACCCCUUCCAGAACUACUGGACACCAUUUAUCUCCAACCAGCAACUCCAGAGCCUGAAUCCCGAAUAGAAUCUGACAUAUCAAACCCAGCAAGUUUUGAAUCUCAUUUUCCUACUUGUCAAAAGCCAGCAGCACACGAACUAGACACUCAUUCUCUUGUUUUGUGGUCAAAAAAGGAAACAUUCAUGCGCUGUGCAGAAGAAGGUGGUGCCAUGAACAUCCCAGAGUCCUACUUCGAAGAAGAUAUUGGCCAGAUUUUUUAUUCUUCUGCCUCCAUUUUAAAUUUCCCAAUCCAGCCAGACACUGUGGACUCAGCUCCCCUGGAGUCUGAGACUCUCUUCUCUGCCAUUCUGUGCUCAGUUGAGUCAGAUAGCUUAGAUCCUGAAGUUACUAGCAUAGAUGGACCAAUGUCACAGGAGCUGAACCCACCUGGACUUGCUACCAUAGACCCAGCAACUGUGCACCCCUUCAAUUUAUCCCUGUUAGAGCUCCAGUCUGCCUUAGAUGUAUCUAAGAGUGAAACAAGCGAUAAUGGGUCACCAAAGGGAACAGCAGCCAUAAGCAGCCCUUCUCAUUCACCAUCCGCUAGGGAUUUCCUUUGGAUUCGUUGGCAGCGGAAAGCACGUGGACGGCAGCUGAUGUCACGGAGUGCCAGAAUUCAGUUCCAUCUCCCUUCUUCAGGCAGUGUGGACCGUCCUUCCCAGCAACCACCAGCGGUCACCUACACACCCAGUACACCCACCUAUAAGAGGACCCCUCCACCUGUGCCCCCUCGUUCCACCUCCAAACCUCUCAUCUCCAUCACAGCGCAGAGCAGCACAGAGUCCACACAGGACGCCUACCAUGAGGGACAACUGGCCAGAGGGGGCAUCUGGGGCUCUGAUGGGUUGAGUCUGAGUUUGGGUCGAGCCCUUUAUAACUCCACUGACAGUCUGGACAGUGCCAAGGCCGUCACUAUCGCCAUGGAAGCAGCUGCCAUGGCAAUGGCAGGAAAGAGACACCCCUCCACAGACAGCCAUAGCUCAGUGAUGACCUGUGAUAAAGCUGUGCUGGUGUCCAAAGCGGAAGAGUACCUAAAAACACCAAGGUCUUCGAUAGGAAUACAGGUGGAAGCAGCCACUGAUUCUGAGUGUGAAAGCAAAGGCUCUCGAGAGUAUCAUUCUGUUGGGAUUCAAGUGGAAGACGAGAGACGACAGGGCCGGUUUAAGCGGUCCAACAGUGUCACUGCUGCUGUUCAGGCUGAUCUGGAGUUGGAGGGUUUCCCUUUAAUGGAGGAUAAAGGUCUUCAGUUUGGCGGAGGUUUCCAGCGUCACAGCGAGCCCAGCACCCCUACGCAGUAUGGCGCUGUUCGGACGGUCCGCACACAGGGUCUCUUCAGCUACCGCGAGGACUACCGCACCCCCACAGAGCCCCCAAGUCCCCAGCGAAGCCCUGAGCCCUGGCUGGAGCCCUCACCACGGGAACCCAUCGCCACCGUGGCGGUUACAGUGACGCCACCCCAACCCACGGAUUCAGGAAGAGCAUCGCCCUCGUGCAGGAGGGACGGAUGCUGGUUCAUGCAAUUGCUGCACACAGAGACAAAAAAGAUGGAAGGAUGGUGCAAAGAGCUGGAGGGAGAGGCAGAAGAGAACGAUCUGUCAGAGGAAAUCCUAGGGAAGAUCCGGAGUGCUGUAGGAAGCGCACAGCUCCUAAUGUCCCAGAAAUUCCAGCAAUUUUAUUGGCUUUGCCAGCAGAAUCUAGACCCCAGUGCCAUGCCUCGGCCCACCUCUCAGGACCUGGCCGGGUUCUGGGACCUGCUGCAGCUCUCCAUCGAUGAUGUUACCUCCAAAUUCAAUGAGCUGCAGAAGAUUAAAUCCAAUGACUGGAGACUUAUUGAAAGUCCUGUGAAGAAGCUCCCGCCGCCAGUUCCAAAGAAGACAUUGCGUAAGAGUGUGACAAGGGAAAAAUCUCUGGACCUCCCUGACCGUCAGAGACAGGAGGCACGACGGCGCCUCAUGGCAGCCAAACGUGCAGCUUCAUUCCGCCAAAACUCAGCAUCAGAGCGGGCCGACAGCAUUGAGAUCUAUAUACCAGAGGCCCAAACGCGGCUCUGAGAAUCACAGGGAACACCUUUAUCACACCAUCAUCACUCUCAGUGACACAGCCUGAUCCUACGAAAUACCACAAUACAUUCAUCAAACAAAUCAUCUGAAACAAAAGAGUUUCAUUCCUGUCAGAAGGGUUUUGUACCUUUCAGAACUGCCUGUGACAUCCAUAUGAAGUUCUCCCUGUUUAAGGAGACAUACUUCACCAAAAUUGCACAACAUAUCGCAAUUGUAGACCCACAUUAUGUUGCUUGACGAAGCAAAACUUUACAUAUAAGCUUUAAUCACAGUCAAUCUGAUGAAAUAUCUGAGUGUCUUUAUGACAUCUGUUAAGCACUUUCAAAAUUUAAAAAUUGACAUUUUUGAGGCCUCAAAUUUAAACAAUUCAUUGGUUUUCAUUACAUUAAAAAACCUGAAAAGAAGUAUUUAGUUCCGGUUCCAUCUGGUUCCAUUCAUUUAAGUUCUGUAGCUUUGUUUUUCCGUUCUUACAAUUAAUUUAUCUCUCUCUUUGUCUUUGUAUUUGUGUUUUUCUUUCUUUUCUUUUCUUUCCUUUCCAUCUCGCUCCACAGUGAAGUCCUUCGUAUUUUUCUCAUGGACUCUCUUGUGAGCAUUUAUGUAAGUGCCAGUGUUGAAAUACCUCAAUCAUACAUUUUAGACUGAAGCCGUUGGUCAGAGCGGACAGUCGCAGCCUUUUAAAAAACGUUGUUGGUCGGGAAAAUGUAAAUCUCGGCUUGAGGGUUCACAUUGCCGGAUUGAAGAUGAGUUUUUAUCAUUCACCUACUUACUGAUAUCAAAUAUACAGCUGUCACAUUGCUUCAUACUUGAUGUUAUUUUA